Leptidea sinapis is the source of this 3247-nucleotide messenger RNA. RefSeq names its product microtubule-associated protein RP/EB family member 1 (gene Eb1). The transcript has 6 exons. Bases 228 to 1055 code for a protein of 275 amino acids. NCBI's taxonomy places the organism in Eukaryota, Metazoa, Arthropoda, Insecta, Lepidoptera, Pieridae. Gene Ontology annotation, biological process: protein localization to microtubule plus-end; spindle assembly; regulation of microtubule polymerization or depolymerization. Gene Ontology annotation, cellular component: spindle midzone; microtubule plus-end; microtubule organizing center. Gene Ontology annotation, molecular function: microtubule plus-end binding. The record is from RefSeq and is a predicted model, not a curated record.
GUAUUCUCUGACUAUUCACUAUUCUGGUUUUUGAAUUAUCUGCUCUGUGCUCAACUGCUCAGGCGUGACCACGUGAACUCUAGAACUAGUCAUUUUCAAGUGGAGAAAAAGCUUUUUGGUAUAAACAUUUUAUUAAAAAAGCUCAUUUAUGUAAAACCUUAAAGCAGUUUUUCCAAAAGUUUAAAGUAUCACAGGAAUUUUUGUUAAGGUAUAUAAUAUAACUCGAGAUGGCGGUGAACGUGUAUUCAACAAAUGUAACAUCAGAGAAUCUUUCUCGCCAUGAUAUGCUGGCGUGGGUGAACGAUGCUCUUCAAUCUAAUUUUCGCAAGAUAGAGGAACUGUGUACCGGCGCUGCGUAUUGUCAGUUUAUGGAUAUGCUGUUUCCUGGUAGUGUACCAAUGAAACGUAUCAAGUUCAAGACAAACCUUGAACAUGAGUAUAUACAAAACUUCAAAAUUCUACAAGCAGGCUUUAAGAAAAUGACAGUGGAUAAGGUAAUACCAGUGGAUAAACUAAUAAAGGGCAGGUUCCAAGACAAUUUUGAGUUUUUACAGUGGUUUAAAAAGUUCUUUGACGCUAAUUAUGAUGGGAGGGAAUAUGACGCGUUUGAGGCGCGUGGUGGGAUUACAAUUGGAUCUGGAGCUUGCGAGAGUGGAGUGCCACUUUGUAGUGCUGCUGUUGUUCCACCUCCUCGUGUCCGGCGUGCUGCACCUUUACAACAAUCGGGCAUCGGGAGGGCUAACACCGGUGUGAAAUCACCUCCAGUGAACCUGAGACUGAAUCAGAAUGCUAAGGGAGACUCAAAGGUUAUUGAAGAGCUGAACCAUCAGCUUAACGAAUUAAAAGCAACAAUAGACGGUCUUGAGAAAGAAAGAGACUUCUACUUUGGAAAACUGAGGGAUAUAGAAGUUAUUUGUCAGGAAGUGGAAGAAAAUCCUAAUGUUCCGAUUGUGCCUAAGAUUUUGGAUAUAUUAUAUGCUACUGAGGAUGGAUUCGCACCUCCAGAGGACUUAGACGGAGACAAUGCCCAUCCACCCGAGGAAGAUGAAUACUGAACACAAGUCAUCAUAGUGUAUUGUAUAAUAUAGCUUCCAUCAUCGACAAUACCGAGUGCUUUCUAUUUCACAGCCAAUAAUUAGUGAUUCUUUGUAAUAUAAGACAUAAAAUGGUAAAAUAUUAGAUUAUGUUAAUUAUUACUACUACAUAGCUCAAGUCAUAGUUCAAUAUCUAAAUUACUCAGGUUAGCUUCACUUACAUAACAUUGAAUAGUGUUACCUAAACUAUUAGCUCUGUUACUGAAAUAAUUGACACUUUGUUAUUUUAAAGUGAUCACUUCUGGGAUUAUUUAAAUUAAUUAAUUUGUGACCAAAAUUUAUGAACGAUGCAGGACGCGUUGUACUCGAAAACUCGUUGGCUCAUGUUAUAAGAGCACUUGGACGGAACCCGAGAGGUCACGGGUUCGAUUCUCGCAUCAUCCAUAAAUUUUGGUCUCAAAUUUAACUCGUAUAAAAUAUAAUACAACCGUGUUUAUUCAUGAUAUAUUCCAAUGUUGACGAUCAGUUAACAACUUGAUAGCUACAAUACAUAGUCUCAACAUCAUAUCAGACAUAAAACAUGUCAAGUCCAAUUUCAACCUAUUAAUGUAGAAAGAAGUAUUUUUUUCGUAAAACAAAUAAAAUUUGGUUUGUAAACAAACUUAUAUCCUAUUCUUCAAAGACAACUUAUUUGGUUUGAUUAUAUUAUGUAUAAUUUCAUUCAUUCAUUGUCAUUUUUAUUUCCUAUAGAACUUGAAGCACUUGUGUUACUAACAAUGUUAGUCUCCCUCAACCAUAUAUUUCCAUGUAUUAUCGCGUUUCGUGUCGAGUGGGUCAUUCUUGAAAGCUUAUACAAUACAUAAAUAAAUAUAUUUAAUUAUUUUAAAAAUAUAAAAAUCACUAGUAGACAACCACUAUCGGGAUAUUUACUGUGUGGGGAUUUUUUAAGUUGCAUAAAUCCAUGUUGUUUUUAACGUCAAGAUCGUGGGACAACAUAAAUAAUUUUAUAUAUUGUCCAGAGAAUCAUUAAGUGGCUGUGGUAUAUGUAAGUGCGGAACUAAUGUCGGAGCAGUAUUUCUUGACUGACUUUUUAUUCCUUUGUUUUCACUUUUCCAUAAUUCGAAGUGCAAAUUGUAUUAUAAUUUGAUUUUUAUGUUGGUAAAUAUUUUAAAUAUCCUGAGUGUAUGUUUUUGACAUUUGGAAAAUGUUAUUAGAGGUGAGACUUAACUAGAUCGGUUUUUGUCACAAAAAUCUCAGUAAAUUUCAUCCACACUGUUAGAGCCAAUUCUGAGAUCCGAAAAAUAUUUAUCCAAAAUAUAUAUUGUGUACAAGAAUAUAAGAAAAUAAAAAUUAUGCUCUAGGUCUAGACUGUAGAUGAAACCAUUUAUUCCAGAAUUUUCCAAUUAAUUAAAAUAGCUUAUUUGAAAUUAUCUCACCUUUACCUUCACAGUUAAUUUAUUUUAAUUUUGUCGGUGAAUUUGGUGAUGAGAUGGUGCAAUGAUGAAAGGAGUUUUGUAAGGCCUCUUGCAGCGGUCGCUGUAGAAAUGCAUUUAGUAGAUUGUUAAUAACAUGGAAGAUAUUUAAUGUUAAUUGUUAAAUGACAUGUUGGUUGUAGGGUAUUUGAAGACCCAUCCUUUUCGGUUUUCAAAAUUCCUGUUUGACAUUGAUAUGAAAUCAAUAUUAAUUAUUAUUAUAUACUAAUAAAAUAAUUCAGAUGCAAAUAAAUUUUAAAUUUGAAUGUAAGUUAUGUUUUAAUUAAUUCAUAGUUCGUACUUUAGGCUUAAUAAGAUCUGAAUAAAUGUAAAAAAAAGUUUGGCUGUUUUAAAAUUACAUAGACUCUUAUACUACGCAAAUCGUUAUCUAAAAUACAUUAUAUAGAAAUACAAUAAAUUUAUUAAUAUGGCUAAAUGGCAAAGAGCAUUUAAAGAUACCAGCUGGUGUAAUACGAGACCUUAACACAAUGUAGAUGUAAUAGUAAUCAGGUACUCGUUGAUGUUCUAAAGUAUACUAACUGCAGUUGUAAUAAAGUUUAUUAUUAAAAUGUAUAAGUUUUAGCGCGACCUUUUUUAUAAUAUAUAUCUUGUAUCGAUUUUUGACUCAGAAUAUUUGUGUUCAAAAGGAAUUAUUUAUUUUCUUUAGUAUUAUGUGAAUUGCCUUACUUCAGACAUAGCCUCAGGUCAGAUUGUGAAUAUCUAAUAAAUAAUUGAUAUACA